Molecule: messenger RNA, 6001 nt
Organism: Varroa destructor (honeybee mite)
Lineage: Eukaryota; Metazoa; Arthropoda; Arachnida; Mesostigmata; Varroidae
Biological process (GO): proteolysis
Molecular function (GO): serine-type endopeptidase activity
Source: RefSeq, a predicted model, not a curated record
CAAAGAAAUUGCCAAUAACGUCUUCUCCUGACAUCACGACAACAACAGUCCUUAGUGGCGCCUUUGUCGCCGUAACUGCGGACAGUAAGAGAAAUCCGCUUGGGUAGUGGAAAGCAAUGAUGCCACAAGCAUGCGCCCCGUCUUCCAGCAGUACAACAACGGCUCGUGGUGAUCCUACUUCUGCUCUGAAGAUACUCGCCUUUCAUCACCACGAGCAAAAAGAAGACGAAGAAGGAGACCUGUACGGUGCACAAAUGUUCGAAGGUAGUUCGCAGGUCGGUGGAAACCUACAACUGUUGGGCACAGCCGUUGCCUUCCUAUAGACUACGUUUCAAAGCCGGGAACAGGUCGUUCGGCGUCAAGAACGUUUAAGAAAUUGUAAGUCAAUGAAUGCCUAUAAUUCGUAAGUGGUCUUGUAAAUUUAAAACGCCGCUAGGUCAGACCAAAGGAGCAUAGACCUAAUUAAGGCGGCUGGCCUAAAGCCUGCAAAGCCGCCGUCCAACGAUGCUGCCCAACGAUCAAACGACAACGAUGGUACGUCUCGAAACCUUUUUAGUGGUUUUGACAAUGGUCUGUGUUAUCGCCGCGAACGACAGUGCAAUUAAGAACUUAUAUGACCCCGCUACGACGAUAACACAAGUUGGAGCAACUGAAACCGAUAACACUGGACCGGCCAAAGUUUUUGACGAAGAGCUGGAUAGGAAGUUUCACGCUGAAUAUCGGAGUUUACAGUCAAGCGAACGUCUACAGCACCAACAUGACGAUGACAGGGGAUUUUUAAAGGGCCAACAAGAUCAAGAUAUUGGGGAUGUGGUUCUCUACCGACCUAAGAAUCGUUCCCAUGACGGGUAUCAGAGAAGUAGGAUCUUGGUUCAGAAGAAUCUCGAAGAGGAUCGGCAUAGUGGAACGAAGCUGAAUAGUGACGUACCCGGUUCCGCAGGUAUUUCAGGACGUCUGCAAGACGUGCAUCAAGGUCAGUCGCUGUUCUACGACAGCUCCGCCGAACUCGUCGGUGUCGCAAGUGAAGAUAUUCCAGUGAAAAUUGUGCCUAUUGAAACUAAAGUCCUACCUGAUGAUUGUGAAGGACAAAAUGAUAAUAAGUGCAGUACCUUAGCUCCACCCGAAAAACGGAACGCUACGACAACUUUACUUAAUAGCACGAUGUUACCCUUUGAGACACGUGUAACGGGAGAGCAUCCCGAGUGGAGUACCGUUCUAUCAGCUCUAAAUGCAACCGAAUCCGGGAUUCGAUUGGCUAAGACAGUGUUACACUACGAUUCUGAAGAGCAUCCUGAGCACAAAAACGGCCCAAAACAGAACAGCAGGGAGGUCAUCGAAUCAAGAUCAUCCAAUAGUAAACCAGCGCGUGGGCGUAACCGUGCAAGCAGUGGGCGAUCCCUGUUUAAAUUGUUAGCAGGCCAGCAGUAUAGCGAUAUUUUUAAUGGAAGCAAUAAUAAGAAUACAACAACGGAUGCAACAAUUGACAAAGAAAACAAAAUGAAUCCGUUCCGGUUCGGUUUACAACAACUGUUUACUCCACGAUUACCCAUGGCUAGAUUACCUGGUUAUCCCCAGAUGAUUACAUAUGCUCCACAGUACCGCCCAGUCGGAAGUCUGCUGUAUCCCACACGAACUCCAAUGCUACCCUUAUAUACGACAACAGCACUUCUUCCGAUAACCGCCCACAUGGCUUCAUCUACAACUGCAAUUUCGACCGCCCGAACGCCACUGCAAGAUCCGGUCACACUCAAUGCUGCAAGCAACAACAACAACAAACCGAUCACUACAGACCCAGCGAAGUGCUCAGGAGAAUGUGUCGAUGUGUUUGCUGCACUUAUGUGCAAACGAGUGGAUGAGGAGGCAAAGUGUGCUCUCUCGAAUCAACGAUGCUGCGUGGGUGGAGCUGAACAGAUGAGCAAAUUUCGGAAACGGCACGGUUCCCUAGCUAAGAAGAAAAAGAUACCCUUCAAAAAGUACCAGAAGAAAUAUCAUCGCGCUAAGGAGUCAGCCUCAUCGUCGCUAAAUAUUGGCGCUGGGCACACGGGCUCUGUCGAGAUCGCAAUCGAGGAAGAUGGUCAUGAGCAAGAUUAUGCAGAUGUGCAGAAGUUUUUUCUUCAUUCGAAGAGCCCAGCAAGUUUGACCUUUUCAAAGGAAAGCACCACUAAGAGGCCCGCAAUAAUUCAACUCUCAUCAGACAACAGACUAGUCCAGGUCAUCGGUCCGAAAGACCAGUUGUGGACAACCAGGUACCCAGAGAUUCCUAAAUAUGUGACCAUUGUCACAACAACCAGCCGACCGUUCAAACCGCUGCGACAACACGCGACUCGACGAAUGGACUCGUACUCUGACGGACAGUCAAUGGAAUCUACACUGGUUUAUGAGUCGGAACAUAGUGCAGUUAACGAGAGUACUCAUUCAACACAAGAGGAGCCUAGGAGCUUCACCCGAAAACCAAAGAACCAACAACAGAACAACAGCCAUGAUGGCGAUGACCGACAACAUGCGGGGACCGCGUCAGUAAGCGAGCAUGAACUUGAAAUGAUUGAGAGCGGCGUACAUCAAAUAAAGGCCCUACCACCGUCCAAAAGAAAGAGCCAGCAAGAGAGCGAUCAUAAAAAAAGUCAAAAGCGUCCUUUUGCUUCGGGCGUUUCACAAGAUAAUAACAUUGAUGACGAGCGAAAGUAUCACGAUCUUCCUGAACAAGAAGUAGCAGAAGAGGAACCGAAGGAUACCAGUACUGAUGAUACCCCCAGCACAACUAAGCCGCUCGAUAAAGAAUUUCCGCUAUGUCCUGGAAACUGCGUCAUGCCGUUAUUUAGUCUGUUCUGUGAUCCUGAAUUCAAAUCCCAUGCAUGCGAUGUUCCCGGCAGGGUAUGUUGCGUAGGAGCAUCUAUGAAACCCAAUGGUGCAAAGCAAAACGGACCAGCGAGUGAGACGACGUCUAAUUCAGCGCAGACAGUAGCCGAAGAAACUCCGAAUACUAACGACGGUCAUGACAGGGAAUGCCCCGGAAGAUGUGUCACUGCUUUCUUCCAGUACACUUGCCGCCAUCCGUUUAAAAUUACUGACGACAUUUGCCCUAUUGGCAGUCUUUGUUGUUCUGAAAAAUCUCCACCGUCUCAGGCCAACACGGAAGAUAAUCACCAAGACGGUAGUGCCAACGAAGCCUCAAAAAAAUCAGGUGAACAACAUGGGGUACAAAACGACAUGCAAGAGUACCAACACGAUGCUGCUGAGUCCACAAAAAAUAAGCUAAAUCUCAUUCAUAGCUUUUUGACAACUGUUUUGAGCACGAAGCGGCCAAAGAGAAGACCCUCAGGCAUUGAAAAUGUUUCCGCUGACACUUUUCAUUCCAGCAGUAGACCACUAAAUAAUUUUAUCGAUGAGGUUUUGCAGGCGGAUGAAACCCGAAUGCGACCCAACUAUGCAGUUCCCUACGAACCAAAAUUCUUUCCGAUGAAUGAUGUACAAACAGAGGGCAGCAGCACGUCUGAAGAUGGUUCUGACCCACCAGAAGUAGUUAUAGAGCCUGCUAUACCGACCCGACCUACUUUGGACACCAGCUUUUCACAACUCGAUAGGCCCCCAUCUAAGUUGGUACUCUCAGAGUUCACUCCAUUAAAAAAUGCUCCUUUUCAUGAACAUCAUAGAGCGCCUCAUAUAAAGGAGGACACUUCCAAGCGCAAGGAAAUAGACUCGCCGCCCUUACGUUAUCGAGGUUACCCUAAAGGACCUGAGUCAGCUCAUCCAAGACCGCCAUCUGUAAGACAAGAUCAUAGUCACCAUCGUGGAAUUGUAUCAACAGUAGCACGACCAGAUGAUGGCAGUCAAGAAAACGCUCGAAUACGACCGCCUCAUAUGGAUUUAAGGAGAUAUCAACCAGGACUUCCUCCCUAUCGCAGAUUCCGACCGCUACCGCCACCAUCGCCGCUCCCAUCCCCCUUUCUAAGUCUAAACAGCAGCUCUACGAGCAAUAGUCAUCUUUUUGAGGAUGAUCUACUUUCUUCGAGCCACGAAGAGAAUAACCAUGUCCACGAAGCUGAGCUAUCGUUAGAAGAAACUGAGCACAAGGAAUUGCCUCAGCUGACAGCGUCCACUAUGGCAGAGGUAACGGCCGAAGGGAAUUUAACUAAUCCCUUUGUCAGUGUAUGGACACCGACAAAUAUAAACUCCGCUCGCGUUAAAGAGGUAAAUGCCAUGUCGUCUACUCUACCUGAAGAACAAACUAUAAAGGUUAUUGGAAAUGGUGUUCAUCCCAGCUCAUGUGGCCUUAACGGUUUCCAUAUCAAACGAGGAUCAGAUCGGCAUAGUUUCCGCACUGCAAAACUGGGAGAAUGGUGCUGGCAGGCUGCUAUUGUGGAUUCUGAAGAUCGGCUACUGUGUAGCGGUGCAGUAAUUGGCGCUCAGUGGAUUCUGACAUCGGCUUCUUGUUUGGUUCGAGCUAAUUUCACGACGCCCGUUUCACCUCAGACCAGUGGUUUACGAGCCAAAAUUGGCUAUGUAGACCUGAAGGGUUCAGCGGGCGGCUUUACCCAUGGCCCCAUGGGGUCACAGACCAAGACAGUCUCAAUGGUAUAUAGUCACCACAAUUUCAAUGCCGAAAGGAGGGAUAAUGACGUCGCAUUGCUUAAGUUGCACGAUUUCAUUGAUCUGAAUGGCGUCGUAUGCAUCAUAUGCCUUCCAUCAACCAUCCGUCCUGAGCGAGCUGUCGAAAACUGUACUGUUACAGCCUACCGUUAUGAGUCGCGCAGACAAUCAUCUAAUGGUGUUGCUUUUGAGAACAAUAGCAACGUGUCUGCCGACAAAGUGAGACUAACAUACGAACGUGUGAGCAAGUUGGAUCCGCAAGUGUGUACGGAUUUAGCUGCUUUGAGAAAUCACAGCCAACUCUUUACUUUUGCCCUUAACGGUAGCUCUGUGAGUUCGGUUUCAAGAAGCAAAUUUUGCGCAGGCGAUGUUGAUAAGGGUGAACGAAUUGCUACCUGCAAACCGAAACCCAACUUAGAUUCGGAGACGGUAGAUGUCCAUAUUUACCAGACAGAGCAGACUGAACAGGGCAUUGAUGUAGUGGGUCUGGGAAAUCCAUUAGUCUGUCGAAUUGACGACGAAUUCUACCAAUUAAGCGGACUGUCGUCGAUGUUCCUUGGCUGUUCCAGUCCAGCAUCACCUACAGUGUUCACCAAUCUUGCAUAUUUCACCGGCUGGAUAAACCAAAUUACUAACGUUAAUCGUUAUUCAUAAGGGUUGCCUUCGAGCUUAACUAUGACAAAUUCCUAUAAACCCUUAUUUAUAAGAAUUUCAUUCAGUUCUCAGAUUAACAUUGAAUACGUAUUGCGUAGUCACAUUCAUGUAUGGAUACGAAUGACCGAGUGCACCGCCUUAACGCAGUACCAUGCCAGUUUUAUUAUCUGGGAUGUAACUGAGAGUUGCUUACUUUGGUUACUUAUAUAUGCUUAGUUGAAUCUUACCGUAAUAAUUCUGGAUAACCCUAUGUACUAAUUCAAGCUCCUUUUCCGGUUUUAAAUAGAAAGCAAUGCGGAGUAGUAGCAGAUAGUAUUAAUACAAGGAUACAGAGCAGUCAAAGUUUUGGGUCUGCCGCAUUUGUAACCCAAGUAAAAAAAAUACAGGUCCAACCAAAAUGUCUAUCUAAUAAUAAAAAUAAAUUUAAAUUAAAAAAUCCUUGAUUUAUAUACACGAGUUGGAUAAAAGCUAAUGUCGACAUAGAAUAGUACUUUUAGGCCGGAGGCGUUCUACCACCGGUAUUAAGAUAGCACAGUGGGUAGUAAUGAACCAACAUUAGUAAUUUCCAAAGCAUUAACGGUUCAAAUAAUUUUCAACAGAGUAAUCAAACACAAGCGACAUUUAUCAAAUGUGCUGGCCGCAUCAUCGAUUCUCAUAAAUUCAUCAUCAGUGGCUUGAAGCAGGACUUUUACAUGUCAAGUAACAUAUUUAAUAUAGAUAUACAUAUUAUAAUCGCCCUCAAUAAGUGAUUACCUGUUUG